Messenger RNA from Egretta garzetta (little egret), 1832 nucleotides. RefSeq names its product transcription elongation factor A2 (gene TCEA2). Gene Ontology annotation, molecular function: nucleic acid binding; zinc ion binding. Gene Ontology annotation, biological process: transcription elongation by RNA polymerase II; DNA-templated transcription. The record is from RefSeq and is a predicted model, not a curated record. Gene Ontology annotation, cellular component: nucleus. The transcript has 10 exons. The coding region runs from base 406 to 1251 and encodes 281 amino acids. Lineage: Eukaryota; Metazoa; Chordata; Aves; Pelecaniformes; Ardeidae.
UGAGCGCUGGCACUUGUGUGGCUGUUUUAACAACCCAGGAAAGUGUGUUUGGGCUAAACCGCAGCCUGUGAUGUCUGUUCCCGUUGAUGGCAGGUUUUCAACGCCAUUGUUGAAAUAGGAAAGGAGCAACUUUGCAGAAUUUACUUCCAAGCUUCAUUGAGAAAGAGGGAGCUUCUUAAAUGAGCGGAUGGUUGCCUGGAGUACCCGUUUGUUGCUCUAGUUUUUGCGUGGAUCCCCCCUUUAAUGCCACUGGGCCAGGUCACUCCAUUUCUGAUAACGGAGAUUGGAAUCACCUGGUCAUUUUGUAUGUUAAGGGCUGGAUUUAAUGGAGUCCAUUUGGCUGUUGGAGGAACGGAAAGGUGUGAAGCUGCCUGAGUGGGAAGUCGCUCGUUCUGGGAUGGUGCAAUGGAUUUACUGAAAGAACUGAAGAGCAUGCCUAUGACUUUGGACUUGCUGCAGUCCACCCGCAUUGGGAUGUCAGUAAAUGCACUGAGAAAGCAGAGCACAGAUGAAGAAGUGAUAUCGCUUGCCAAAUCCCUCAUCAAAUCUUGGAAAAAACUUCUAGAUGCUUCUGAGGAGAAAAGUGAGGAGAAGAAGAAAAGCCUGUCCUUGCCAACAUCUUCCUCGAAGGAGACUGGUAACUCAAGAGACCAAAGCUCCAACAAAAGGCAGGAGCCUCCGAAGACUCCGACCACCCCCAAAAUCACCACCUUCCCUCCAGCGCCCGUCACCUGCGAUGCUGUCCGCAAUAAAUGCAGAGAAAUGCUGACAACGGCUCUACAGGCUGAUGACGACUAUAUCGCCAUUGGCGCUGACUGUGAGCACAUAGCAGCCCAGAUUGAAGAAUGCAUCUACCAAGAUGUCAAGAACACCGACAUGAAAUACAAAAACCGAGUGAGGAGCCGCAUCUCGAACCUGAAGGACUCCAAAAACCCUGAGCUGAAGAAGAACGUGCUGUGUGGGGCGAUUACGCCCGAGCAGAUCGCGGUGAUGACCUCGGAGGAAAUGGCCAGUAACGAGCUGAAAGAGAUCAGGAAAGCCAUGACGAAAGAAGCAAUCCGGGAGCAUCAGAUGGCCAAGACGGGAGGGACGCAGACCGACCUCUUCACCUGUGGGAAAUGCAAGAAGAAGAACUGCACCUACACCCAGGUGCAGACCCGCAGCUCCGACGAGCCCAUGACCACCUUCGUCGUGUGCAACGAGUGUGGGAAUCGCUGGAAGGUAGCACACCAAGGAUAUUACUGGCACUGAGGGGUGUUAGGGUGGCUGCACCCACGAUGCUGCAGACGCUUAGCGGCUGCCCUCAGAGGUGCUUGCCAAACACUGACUGCCUCUAGCAAGUGAUCUUUCCUCCCAGCACAGAGGCAGGAGCUCCCAGGUUCAUCCCAUCUCUGCAGACCAGUUGGGGUCCAAGUCUCACUCUCGCAUUCCCUGCCUCCCUCCUCACAUCCCCUCUUCUGCCAUGUCCAGCUUCACGGUGCCUUCCAUGCUCCCUCUGCCCCCUGAGAGAUGGUGGUGAGGACGUUCAGGAUUUGAGAACUCCUCUCUUAUACCAGGCGCAGAGCUCGGGGGUGAGCAGAGAUCUCCCGGGGUAUGGCGAGCAGAAAGGGCACCGCUACCAAGUGCCAAAGAGCCACAGCCGAGAGAUUCAAACGGGAGCUCUGUCUGACCCCUCAUCCAGGGCUGAGCCCUGCCUCUGCCGAAUCCCCCAGCCCUUGCCAGCUUCACAAACAAGACCAUCACCUGGAUCCCUAUCUUCUAGGCAGCACGCGCAUGACCCGCCCGCUCCCCUUGGCAGCGAGGUUUUUCUAAUCGGGGUUUAAACUCCCUUC